CUCCACCGCCGAGUCCAUAUAAAGCCGCCGGCCCCAGAUUUUUUCCUCCCCGGAUUGAUUCGAACCUGCCACCGCCCCACCCGAGAUUUCUCUCUCUCUGCGCCGGAGACAGCCAAACCCUAGCGCCGCCGCCUCCUGCCGCCGGCCUGCGAAGGUGAAGGCAGAGGUGGGAACACAACCAAGAUGGCUGACGGUCAAGAGAACGACAAGAACAUUGAGAUCUGGAAAGUCAAGAAGCUCAUCAAAGCACUUGAUGCUGCCCGUGGGAAUGGGACAAGUAUGAUAUCACUGAUCAUGCCGCCCCGUGAUCAAGUCUCUCGGGUCACUAAGAUGUUGGGUGAUGAGUAUGGAACUGCCUCAAACAUCAAGAGCAGGGUCAACAGGCAGUCUGUCUUGGCUGCGAUUACCUCUGCUCAGCAAAGGUUGAAGCUAUACAAUCGAGUUCCCCCCAAUGGAUUAGUGCUCUACACUGGAACCAUUGUGACCGACGAGGGCAAAGAAAAGAAAGUCACCUUUGACUUUGAGCCAUUCAGGCCAAUUAAUGCCUCCUUGUAUCUCUGUGACAACAAGUUCCACACUGAGGCAUUGAAUGAGCUGCUUGAGUCUGAUGAUAAGUUUGGCUUCAUUGUCAUGGAUGGUAAUGGAACACUUUUUGGAACACUGAGUGGCAAUACCAGGGAGGUUCUUCACAAGUUCACUGUUGAUCUCCCAAAGAAGCAUGGACGAGGAGGGCAAUCAGCACUUCGCUUUGCCCGCCUGCGCAUGGAGAAACGCCACAACUACGUGCGAAAGACAGCUGAGCUCGCUACACAAUUCUUCAUCAAUCCUUCCACUAGCCAGCCAAAUGUUUCUGGGCUCAUUCUAGCUGGUUCUGCUGACUUCAAGACUGAAUUGGGUCAAUCUGACAUGUUUGAUCAGCGCUUGGCAACCAAGAUACUCAAUGUGGUUGAUGUCUCUUAUGGUGGAGAGAAUGGCUUCAACCAGGCCAUUGAGUUGUCUGCUGAAGUGCUUUCCAAUGUCAAGUUCAUCCAAGAAAAGAAGUUGAUCGGGAAGUACUUUGAGGAGAUAAGCCAAGACACCGGGAAGUAUGUUUUUGGUGUGGAUGACACAAUGGCUGCCCUUGAAAUGGGUGCAGUCGAGACACUGAUUGUGUGGGAAAAUCUGGAUAUCAAUCGAUAUAGCUUGAAGAAUUCUGCCACAGGGGAAACAAUUGUGAAGCACUUCAACAAGGCACAGGAGGCAGAUCAGGGCAACUUCAAAGACAAGGCAACAUCUGCAGAGCUGGAGGUGGUUGACAAGACCUUGCUCCUGGAGUGGUUUGCUGAAAACUACCGGCAGUUUGGCUGCACGCUGGAGUUUAUUACGAACAAGUCACAGGAGGGAUCUCAGUUCUGCAGGGGCUUUGGUGGGAUAGGAGGAAUCCUUCGCUACCAGGUUGAGGUGAAUGCUUACGAGGACGCGUCUGAUGAGGAGUAUGAUGAAGACUUUUAGCAAUCAAUUGAAACCCCAGUGAAUCCGGUCCGGGAGGAGCCUGUGCUGGCCUGGAACCGGAACGCGCCGCGGCAUGACGCCGAGGCAUCCACAAGCUCAUCGAGGAAAACUACUUAAGGGGGAUGAAGAGAAGACUUGAGGACGGGGGGUGAUCACCAUGAUCAUCAUGUUGAUGAAGCAAGCUGCGGCAUAAGUUAAUUCUUCUCGGUGAUUGGGAGAGAGGCUGCAUUUCUGAUCUCUGUCAGAAGACUAUCCUAUUUAGUACCGUCAUUACUAGUAAUAAUCAUAGCUAUAUCCUAUAAAGGAGCCUCUUAUAGUACUUGUGCGAGCUAAGCUGUCAUUCGUACUUAUGUGAGUCUUGAACCAGUCUGUGGGUUAGUGUUGCUGUGGCCUAUGGCUGCAGCUAUCCUUUAUUAUUCUGAACCGAAGUUGUGAUAGUACUUGAACGUGCUGGUAGACGCAACUGUGUCAGUGCGCCACCAUAUUUGAAAUAAAUCUGUGUUCAGUCUACAUUAAAA
This is a messenger RNA of Lolium perenne, 2009 nucleotides long. Its product is annotated as eukaryotic peptide chain release factor subunit 1-2. Lineage: Eukaryota; Viridiplantae; Streptophyta; Magnoliopsida; Poales; Poaceae. The record is from RefSeq and is a predicted model, not a curated record. Gene Ontology annotation, molecular function: translation release factor activity. Gene Ontology annotation, biological process: translational termination.